This is a messenger RNA of Notodromas monacha, 1044 nucleotides long. The record is from the annotation of a GenBank genome assembly. Lineage: Eukaryota; Metazoa; Arthropoda; Ostracoda; Podocopida; Cyprididae.
GUUUUUAUGAGACACAGUUCUCUUUUUUUUCGUUGAAUUAUUCGGUUAAGUCCCAUAAAAUCUUUCAAUCUUAUUGAAAAUUAUCAGUAUGGAAAAAUAUUAAUGUCCUGAAUUCAAAUUGGACUCUCGAAAUGCCCAUAACUUUGCGGAACGAUUCAUAAUUUCCCCUGGAGGGAUUAUCAUUCCCCAGCCUUCACCAGGUUCUGCAUUUAAUCUCUUUUAAUCCUCUGAAAAUUUCCACCCGUUAACAAUUUUCGUUUAACAAUGGGUAUGAACCUGACCAAAACACAGCGAGCAGCUUUAAAAACAUCAUGGCCCAAAGUGAAGCCCAAUGCGACUAAAGCCGGUGUUCAAGCUUUUGUCAAGUUGUUUGACAAGCAUCCCAAGUACAAGGACAAGUUUUACAAAUUAAAAGACAUCCCCAAUGAGCAGUUGCCGACCAACAAAGCCCUCGCCUGUCACUCACUCAUGUUCACUCGCGCCAUUGAGACUAUGGUUGAGAAUGUCGACGACAAGGACAUGAUGGAAGAGAUUUUGCUGAGAUUGGCAUACAGACAUAUUCGACUGGACCUUUGUGACAAAGACCUGCAGCGAGUGAGUGACCUUUUCAUUGACCAACUGGACAAAAGUGAACAUCAAAUCUGGAAGCAAGCUUUUCACAAGCUGAAUCCACAGAUUGGAAUCUUUUUGGACAGCCUGAAGCGAGAAGGUCAUCAUCCCAAGUACAAGACCAAGUUCUGGAGAAUCAGGGAUGUUCCCAGUGACAAGCUGAAGGGAAACAAGGCCCUGCAUUGCCACUCACUCAUGUUCACCAGGGCCAUUGGGGCCAUGGCUGAGAACAUUGAGGACAAGGAGAUGAUUGAUGAAGUGCUGCAAAGGCUGGCCUAUAGGCAUUUGCGUUUGGACAUUGACGAGAAGGACUUGAAGGUGGCAACUGACAUUUUCGUCAAGGAAAUGGGUUCGUCGGGUGACAAGGUGUGGCAGGCUGCUUUUGACAAGAUGAAUCCCAGAAUUGGAAAGUACAUGAAGGACUUGGAGAAGGCU